AUGCAUACAUUGCACUGCUUGGACCAUAUUCGGAAAUCGCUGUACCCGGAGCAUUAUUCUCAGGAUAGCCCGGUUCAUGGCACUUUACACAGAGAUCACUGCCUCGAUCACAUCCGACAAUCGGUCAUGUGCACCGCGGACUUGACGCCGAUACCCUCGAGGUUUUACCCAGGAAUCGGCGACAACUACAUCGACUCCGACCAGCCACAUACGUGCCGUGAUUGGACAAAGGUACGCAAUUGGGUAUCGGAAAGGUAUAAUGGGAGUCUGGCAGUGUCACCGGCGCCUGGUACGGUCGUGGAAAGUGACGAGUGGUCAGGAAGAUAG
Molecule: messenger RNA, 327 nt
Organism: Zymoseptoria tritici IPO323
Lineage: Eukaryota; Fungi; Ascomycota; Dothideomycetes; Mycosphaerellales; Mycosphaerellaceae
Exons: 2
Coding region: 1-327 (108 amino acids)
Biological process (GO): mycotoxin biosynthetic process
Source: RefSeq, a predicted model, not a curated record